AAAGCCAUUUUCUCAAAGUGCUUUUAUUCAUUCUGAGGUUACCUCAGCUUUCCCACUCCAUAGCUAACGUUUGAGUUCAACAAACAAUUUCCACAAACUGGCGAAAUCAAUAAAAAACCACACUAAUGUGACGUGUCUUCCAAAGGUAGUCAGAGGAUCAACCGGUUUGCAGAGUGUUCAUUCGACCGCAUGCGCGCGACCUGGGACCUGUCUCGUUAACUGAAUGACUGUAUAAGAAUUUGUUUUGAUGUAAAGGUCAAAGAAAAAAAAAACACUAAGCUCUGAUGCUAUCUCAUUUCGGAAAACAUCUGUCUUGCUCAUUACCGCAACUGUUCGGGGACAGCGAAUGAUGGAAAGAGCAAGCAAGCAGUGUUGCCAAGGUAAAAACGCCACAGGAAAAGAGUUCGGCUCAAUCCAUGAUGUCACUCCUGGUUUUGAGAAUGAGGCAGCUGAUAGUUUACCAAAAGACGACUCAGCGGGAAGCAGUGUUCAAGAGAUAUAUCCCUGGAUGAAGGAGUUUCGCUCGAAAGGAGCAGCGCAGGAGAAAGAUGACAGAAAACUCAAUCGAAUCAUCUACAGCACAAAACAGCUGGUAGAAUUAGAGAAGGAGUUUCAUUUCAACAGAUACCUUUGCAGACCGCGGAGAAUCGAAAUCGCUCUGUCGCUUGGACUCACCGAGAAACAGGUCAGAGUUUGGUUCCAAAAUCGUCGAAUGAAAUGGAAAAAAGAGAGUGAAUGUGUUGAGAAGGCUCUAGAGAAUGAAAUUCAGGAACGAAUGAGACAACUCAGCACUCAAAAUGCCUUCGGUAGCCAGUUAUCCAUGUUGAAUAUGAUAAACGUGCAACCAAAUGGGUCUCCACUUAACAAAUCGAUGCAUUCUAUCAAUCAAUACUCCGUUCCAAUGCAUCUGAAGCACGAUGCAAGAUAUCUGGACAAGCCGAAAGCGAUCUGGAGUCAAGGAACACACGAUCAUUGGUGAUUACUAAGCAUCUGUUUUGGGAUUAGGGUUUCCUUUGGUUCCCCAUCAGAAUUCACACCUCGUAAAUUACAAUUAACUAAUUUACAGCUCAUUAAUCUUGUUGCGUUUAUGGUUCUGUUUACGAUGAAGAACGCAUAGGAAAAAUCAUUUUCCUUCUUCAGUGACGUUGCUUUUAUCAAAGGUUCUGUUUAAUUCGCACUAUUGCAUAAUACACAUGAAAUUGAAUGAACCAUUUCAAUUCUAGAUUUAAUAUUCAGCUCGUCUUUAAUAACUUUAUGCUUAGUUAUACACAAAUGUACCGUAUUCACCUCUCAUUAGGGACCCUAAGUAAACCACGACGGUGACGGCAACGAGGACAUGGAAAAACAAAAGAUCUAAUUGGAAGAAUAACAGCUCAGCACAUGCAUUUUAAAACUUUGCACAUUUCUUAGCCGUCCUAGACAAAAAGACAACGUGAAAUCGCCACAAUUUGCGUCGUCUGCGAACCGAAACCGCGACGGCAAAUUAUUUUUAUUUCCAUUUGGAACAACGCUUCUUUUAUACGUUAUGCUGAAGUUGAGGUGUG
This is a messenger RNA of Pocillopora damicornis (cauliflower coral), 1544 nucleotides long. RefSeq lists its product as uncharacterized. The record is from RefSeq and is a predicted model, not a curated record. Gene Ontology annotation, cellular component: nucleus. Gene Ontology annotation, biological process: regulation of transcription by RNA polymerase II. Lineage: Eukaryota; Metazoa; Cnidaria; Anthozoa; Scleractinia; Pocilloporidae. Gene Ontology annotation, molecular function: DNA-binding transcription factor activity, RNA polymerase II-specific; RNA polymerase II cis-regulatory region sequence-specific DNA binding.